Caenorhabditis remanei is the source of this 1158-nucleotide messenger RNA. RefSeq lists its product as uncharacterized. The transcript has 7 exons. The record is from RefSeq and is a predicted model, not a curated record. Gene Ontology annotation, cellular component: cytoplasm. Bases 1 to 1158 code for a protein of 385 amino acids. NCBI's taxonomy places the organism in Eukaryota, Metazoa, Nematoda, Chromadorea, Rhabditida, Rhabditidae. Gene Ontology annotation, molecular function: glutamine synthetase activity.
AUGUCGUAUGGAAGGUCGCAUAAGCGAGCAAGAACCGACAAUAUAUCGGAGCUCAACGCAAAAUAUAUGGCGUUAGAUCAGUUCAACAACUAUCAGGUUAUGUACAUAUGGAUUGAUGCCACACAAGAGAAUCUCCGAGGAAAAACAAAGACAUUUGAUUUUGAACCAAAAGUGGCAUCUGAUCUCCCAGUUUGGAAUUUCGAUGGAACUUCGACCGGUCAAUCGCUCGGUGAAGGAUCAGAUGUGUAUAUCCGCCCGGUGGCACUAUUUCGUGAUCCGUUUAGACCAGGGCCAAAUAAAAUUGCCCUCUGUGAAACGCUUACUCAUGACGAAAAACCGCAUCCAACAAACACUCGUCAGCAAUGUUUGGAUCUGAUGGAGAAAGCUAAAGACCAGCAACCAUGGUUUGGAAUGGAGCAAGAGUUCACUCUACUCGGAGCUGAUAAGCAUCCAUACAACUGGCCAACUAACGGAUUUCCUGCUCCUCAAGGACCGUACUACUGUGGUGUUGGAUAUGAUAGAGUAUUCGGUCGCCAUGUUCUUGAAGCUCAUUAUAGAGCUUGCAUGUACGCUGGAAUCAAAAUCAGCGGAUCGAAUGUGGAAAGUAUGCCGUCUCAGUUCGAAUACCAAGUCGGACCAUGUGAGGGAAUCGAGAUGGGUGACCAGUUGUGGGUGUCUCGAUACAUUCUCCAUCGCAUAUGUGAAGAAUACGGAGUUGUGUGUAGUUUGGACCCUAAGCCAGUGCUCGGCGAGUGGAGUGGUGCCGGAUGCCAUCUCAAUUUCUCUACAAACGUGAUGAGAACUCCGAGUGAAGACGGCGCUGGAUGGCGCGCUAUCGAGGAAGCAGUACAUAAAUUGAGCAAAGUCCACAUGCACCACAUUGCUUACUAUGAUCCUCACGGAGGACGAGAUAAUGAACGUCGUCUUAUUGGGGCGAACCAAACUGAAACUGUUGAUGCAUUCUCAUCUGGAGUUGCUGACCGAGAAGCCAGUGUCCGAAUUCCGAGACAAGUUUUUGCUGAUAAAUGUGGAUACUUCGAAGAUCGCCGACCUGCGUCCAACUGUGAUCCAUAUAUGGUGACUUCCGCCAUGGUCAAAACAUGUUGUUUGGAGGGAGAAGACGCCAAACUCAACUUGCGCUAUGUCCCAAAAUUCUAA